This is a messenger RNA of Stegostoma tigrinum, 4641 nucleotides long. RefSeq names its product ninjurin-2-like. The transcript is spliced from 4 exons. The record is from RefSeq and is a predicted model, not a curated record. Gene Ontology annotation, cellular component: membrane. Gene Ontology annotation, biological process: tissue regeneration; monoatomic ion transport; cell adhesion. NCBI's taxonomy places the organism in Eukaryota, Metazoa, Chordata, Chondrichthyes, Orectolobiformes, Stegostomatidae. The coding region runs from base 463 to 837 and encodes 124 amino acids.
CCCAGAAGGAAUACAAGUAACAUAUACCAUGAAGGGUGUCUGAAUUGCAGAAACAUUUUCAUAUAUUAUGUGGACUGCCUUUUCUGUUGCUGUCUGAAAUGUGAAAUUAUCUAACCUGAAAACACAUGCCUCGAAGGACAAAAUCUCUCCUGUUUUAUCUGCUUACAAAUGUGACUAAACUUUGGGUCCAGAGUCCAAGUUUUAAGCUUUACAAUCCAAUUAUUUAUCCUUAACUGUUGUGCAAGAUCAGAUAUAAUGUGAGCACUACUACUUGAUCAUCUGAUACACCAGAAGCUGGAAGGACCUACCAGUUUAAUACUGAUGUUCCAUGAUCAUUUGAAAAACUCAGGAUAUUUAUGCUUGGCACGUCUGUGAUACAAACACAACAUCAUGGCCAUCAUCAGCUGCAAGAGCCUCCAUUCCAUGAAUGUGUAGGGGCGCAGUCAACACCUGUACAGAAUCAUGCAGGGUGAAAAUACUGUCACAAGACAAAUGCCUUCACUCAACUUCAACGGCUACGCCACAUUAAAAAGUGUGGCAGAGUGCAUGUUGGAUGUUACCUUACUCAUGUCUAAUACAACACAACUGGUUGGAGUUCUCGAACAAGGGCCUGAAUUUAAGUACUACAUUCCUCUUAUUAUCCUGAUUAGUCUCUCUCUCACACUUCAGAUUGUGAUUUUUUUCCUGCUCGUUUUUAGCGCAAAAACCAACGUGAAUGAAGUUGAAAACCAGGAAACUUUGACCAAGUGCAACAAAAUUACCAUUAUCCUCGUGGGGGCCACUCUUCUUAUAAACGUAGUCAUCACUUCGCUUGAUACACUGAAGAUAAACUCUUGACGAUCACAGGAAUCCCAACUCCUACAUUGGGCAGGUGAACCUAAAGUGCAGCAGAACCUGCAAGAUUAUAGUAGCAUUCCAACGUAACUCUUCCAGAUUUUGUCUGUUGUUUUGUAACUUUUCAACAAUAAAUUUUGAAUUUUAUUUUGCAUUAGUAUUUAUUAAUGCCAAAGCUUGUCUUGUAAUAGGUAUAGGGAUAGUGGAGUUUCAUUGCUUGAAAUUGACUUGUUUUGUUCACACUGAUGUUUUGACAUCAGGGUAUGUAUUUUUCCAUUCAACUUGCUUAUUGUUAACUGUUUUUGCUUAUGUUAUUGAUAAGCUAUAAAGUAAUUGACCAAAAUUGAAAUAUGCAUGAGUGUUUUGCAGCGCAAUAUAAAGCAACGUGUGAUGUUAAAAGGCAACUAAAAUGUUCUACACCUACCCUGAAGUGAUUAGAAUGAAUGUGGAUUAGGCUUAAACGGACAUCUGAACUGCUAAUCAGAUUUUACUUGCACUCACGUAUGAUCACACAAUGUCUGUUUACUUGUAAAUAAAUUUCUGCCUUUACCUAUUGUUCUGGACAGUGGACAAAGAAAUUUCACACUCAAACAUAUUAAAGCCUGAUUGUAACUUGGACAACACAUUAUGGAGCUGGAGCAUGCCACACAGCAUCAGAGGAACAGAAACAUUGACGUUUCGGGUCAGGACCCUUCUUCAGAAAUGGGGAGAGGGAAGGGAGCUCAAAUAAAUAGAGAAGAGAACCAGCUCAUAACAUGGCUCAUUUACAUUGUUGAAGUGACAUACAUAGGCGCUCUCUGCAAGUGAAAAGAAAAAGUUCCAGCUGAGCACCUCUUUUUAAUUAGCUAGAAACCAGGGAAGUAAUAGUUCCCUGUUGCUUUCUCUAAAGCAACACCACAGCCAAUUGGUUGAUUCGUCAAACAAUUUGUCCCUUUUCUGCCAUUAUAUAAAUUGUUUAAAACUAGCAAUUUUCUAUUUUUCCUGAGGAAUGCUAGACGAAAAGCUUCAGUAAUAUAGCAUGCUUUUCAGCAGUAUUCAGGUUUUGUUUUAUAAAACAGUUUUUUAUGUAAUGUAUGCCAUUUUUAAAUUCUUUUUAUUCUUUCUCUCAUCACACGUGGACUGCUCAUAUAUUCCAUAGGCUGAAUUUUACAUGCCCUACAUUUUCAGACCAGUGGUUGGCAGCAUAAAAUCCAGCUAGUACCCUUGUUACUGUCUACUGGCUCACCCUGACUUUGUUAAAAUGUUAUAUGGUGGGUGGGUGUCUGAUUCAAGUAAUGAUGAAUUAAGGAAUCAAUCAUCACUGAUAUUUUAUCUGUGGUGGGGGAGAACCAUGCAUACAGAACAUUUGACAACUUCAAAUGGAUGGGCUGGCAUCAGGCAAUGGAGGAGGAUUCUCCUCUGCAAACCUCAGACUCAGUGUAGGCAUCCCUUCUUCAACACUCCCUUGUGAUCUCUUCACCCUGGUCCUCCAACAACUUAACUCAGAACGCUAAUUCAGGAUUUAUCUACAGGGAAACUGGCAUUCCCAACAGUUGAUCCAACUUCCAGUCAUCCUCUUGAUUUCAUAAAAUCCUCACCCAUGGCAAUGACUUCAUAAUGAACAUUUAAACAUUGUGAAAUAUAUAAUUCCUGCAAGUCUGUCUCAAAAAUAAGUUUGGUGCAGGGUGUAUAUUUUGGCAAUCUAUAUUUUACUUUCUUAGCUAUGUAGUCAUUUAGUUAAGAAUUACAAAGGUAUCUGCAUUUAUGGCGAUUUAAUGUAACUGAGAAAGUGAUAGAUGAAUAAACAACAGUAAAGUUGUAGGUAUCUAUGAAACUGGGUGUUGUAGGUGGUCUAAACAAUUGUCAUAAUUGUUCCAUGAUUACCAUCUCCCUCUUGCUCAUCCACACAUUGCCUCUUCACCCUGCCCCAAGCAGAUAUAUCAAUACUACAUUGAUUGGGUAGAGUGGAUAAUCAGGACUCCACUUGCCACUAGUAGGUGAUUUAUGUAAAAUGCUGUACACUUGGAAACACUACAACUGUUUAAUGUCUGAUAGCUCUCCCAUUCUUGCAGCAAGUUUUAUUUUCCUCACUCAGAUGAAGCACAUUUGAAGUUUUUGAGGUGGGGUGGAAAUCUGUGUUAAAACCCAUGGCACCCCUUAGACAAAAAUCCAACCCCUUCCAUGUAAACAAUAUUGCAAGACUCCUUGAGGAAAAUAAGAGGUGAAGCUGCCCAGUCAUAAAAACCGAUACCUCCCACAAAGAGAAGAUAAGACCUUCAUAUGCAAGAAGAUAAAAGCAAUGUUCGUUAUGCAGAAAUUGAAAACGCUUCAUUGUAUUGAUCAUACAAAAGCCUUAAUAAAUAUAUAGACAAGGACAGGCUUUAACAUAAAAUGGGAAAACACCUAUACACAAAAUUUCCAAACUCCUAUCACCAAAAAGUAAAUUUCUCCCUCAAUUUUUCUUUUCAUGGAAUGAAAUUUAGGAACUUCCAAUGUUAGAGCUUGAUAAAUUAUGGGCUAGAUGAGCAAAGGUGUACAAUGGCAGUUCCAUUUUGUUUUAUCUAUUAUCCAUUGACCAAGUAGCAGCCUUUUCCAUUUUCCAGGAAAGUUUAAAGGGUUGUUGCUGUAACCUUCAUUUAGCUUCAUUUCUUACCCUGUAAACUGCAAAGAAGUCUAUUUCAAGGCAGUUAGUUUUAAUUCUCAAUUGACUAUAGCAUAGUUGAAACCUGCUUUGUUCAUUGCAAAAAGGUUGGUCCUGAAUUGUGAAAGUUUAAAUGAUGGAAUUAGCUGUGGGUUGCUCAACGAGCAUAAAUAUAAGACAUAAGGGCAGAAGUAGGCCAUUUGGCUCAUUGAGUCUGCUCAGCCAUUCAAUGAGAUCAUGGCUGAUCUCAAAAUUCUCAAAUCCAUUUCCAUGCCUUCUUCCCCAACUCUUGAUUCCCUUCUUAGUCUUAAAUAUACUAAAUAAUCCAGCUUCUACAGAGCUCUGUGGUAAAGAAUUCCAGACUCACUACCCUCUAAGAGAAGGAAAUCUUCCUUACUUGUCUUAAAUGGAUGACUCCUCACUCUGGGGAGGCUUCUGGUUCUAGAUCCCAAAACCUCUUAACAACCACCCUGUCAAGCCUCCCUGAAGAUUUUACAUGUUUAAUAAGACUGCCUAUCAUUCUUUUAAACUCCAAACAACUGAGGUUAAAGAUACUCAAACUUCAUAAGAAAAUCCCUCCAUACCUGGAAUCAACCUCACGAUUCUUUUCAAGUCUAUCUGUAAUGCCGCUGUCUCCUAGAUAAGUUGACCAAAAAUGUUCACGGUGUUCUAAGAGUGGUCUAAAUCGAACCUUGUAUAGUUUUAGCAAGCCUUCACCAUUGUUAUAUUCCAUUCUCUUUCAAAUAAAACCCAGUAUUCCAUUUGCCUUCCCUGUUACCUGCUGAACUUCCCAGUCUAUAUCAUUCAGGCUUCAUUCGUCACGAAUUUUUCACUUAUUUUGGUGAAACAGAAAUAUGAUGUCAUUUAAACUUUGGGUUUGAAUUUGAGAUCUUGCUGAUUUUGAUCCACAGAAAAACUCUUGAUACAUUGAGAUGAAUUUUAAUUUUAAAGCAGAUAAUUACUCAUUGGGAUCUUACACGCCCCCGCCCCCUUGAAAUGACAUGCAGACAGGUUCAAUGUUCAAUUGAAAGAAGAGGUGGGAUCUUGAAGACAGAAGACAAAUUAGAGGCCAGCUACUUCUCAGUCACUUUUUAAAAGAAGAGAAAGCACUCAGGCCACCAUAGAUAAUGGGAACUGCAGAUGCUGGAGAAUCCAAGAUAAUAAAAUGUGAGGCUGGAUGAACACAG